ACAUACAUAAGUAAAUUUCAGUGAGUGAAUAUGGAGAAAGUAUCAAUUCAACAAAUCUUUUGCAAGCUGUGUUCUUUGCUACCUUUUGUUCUUGUUCUUGUUCUCUUUUCACUCUUAUACUUCUUUUCAGUUUCUGAUUCCUUUCCUCAUUCUCUUCUUACAACACUGGUUGCUCUUUUCACCACUUUGUUUCUUGUCACAUUGACAAGGACAAAAUGGUCCAUAGAUGAAAAGAAUCUAAUCCAAGAUGUUACUAAAGAAAGUGAAAUCAAUGCUGAUGAGAAGUAUGAAGAACAACAUGCAGAUCAAGAUUCAGAAAGUCAAAGUACAAUUAGUUUUGAGAAUGAUCAAGAAAGAAGUGAAAAUUAUGGCAUGAUUUCUAAUAGUGAUGUUGAAGAGGAGGAGGAAGAGGAAGAUAGCUUGAUUGAAAUCAAACUUCCAAACAGGUACUUGGUUGAGGAACCUAAGCAAAAAUUUGAGUCUAAUUUGACAGAGUUGUUCUUGCCAGAAUACAUGUUCAAGCAGAAGGGUCUAAUGGAUCUAUUAGAAGAAAUCAAUGAGAUAAAUGAGGAUGAAAAUUUAAUUGAGAUUGAUAUUUCAAUGGGAUCUACCAAAUGUCAAGAUUUUAGAGUUAAGAAGGAAUUGGCAUAUUAUGGAGCAGAUCAAUGUGUUCUUAGUGAUUGAUAGAGAUAUUUCAAUCUUAUGCUGCCAUUAUUUCAGGUCUUGUUGUGUAGCAAAUUUUGUUUUCUACUUCUAUUCUAUUAACUUGAAACUCAAUAUUA
Messenger RNA from Arachis stenosperma, 782 nucleotides. RefSeq lists its product as uncharacterized. The transcript has a single exon. The coding region runs from base 31 to 684 and encodes 217 amino acids. Lineage: Eukaryota; Viridiplantae; Streptophyta; Magnoliopsida; Fabales; Fabaceae. The record is from RefSeq and is a predicted model, not a curated record.